Messenger RNA from Helianthus annuus (common sunflower), 336 nucleotides. RefSeq lists its product as uncharacterized. The transcript is spliced from 4 exons. Gene Ontology annotation, cellular component: mitochondrion. Gene Ontology annotation, biological process: iron-sulfur cluster assembly. Bases 1 to 336 code for a protein of 111 amino acids. NCBI's taxonomy places the organism in Eukaryota, Viridiplantae, Streptophyta, Magnoliopsida, Asterales, Asteraceae. The record is from RefSeq and is a predicted model, not a curated record. Gene Ontology annotation, molecular function: iron ion binding; iron-sulfur cluster binding.
AUGAUAAAGCAAGAGCCAGGAAAAGAGCCUGAAGCUGAUGGAAGAAGAGAAAGAUUAAUGGAUGCUUUUAAUGAUGACUCGGAAAUUGUUGCAAUGAUUAAAGAAUUGUUGGAAACUCGUAUACGACCUACUGUGCAGGAUGAUGGUGGGGAUAUUGAGUACAUAGGACUUGACCCGAUUAGUUUUGAGGAUGAUGAGUUUGAAGAUGCUGGAGAAGGAACUGCUCUGUCUCUGAUUGUAGAUGCGUUUGAGGAAAUUGCGGAAGUUAUACAGGCCCAAGACUUAACUGAUCCGGUUCCAGCUUGCGUAUUGAAGCCACUAGUUAAGGACCGGUAA